CAACGAUCGCAGAGAAAUAAAACUUGCACGUCUGAAGGGGAAACUGUGAUUUCCAAGGACCAGCAACUCAGCAGACAUGGCCUCAGCCUGCAGCAUCCUUUAUGAAGAGCAGCUCCUGUGUUCAAUCUGUCUGGGUGCGUUCAAUGAGCCCGUCUCCACUCCAUGUGGACACAACUUCUGCAAGGGUUGCAUCACACAGUACUGGAACAGUCAGAUCAAUGGACCUGCGCAGUGUCCCCUCUGUAAGGAAAAGUUGGGCAACGAACCGAAGCUCAGGGUCAACACAGAGUUCAGAGAUGUGGUGGAGCAUUUCAACCGCAUCAGAGAAAAAGAUGGACCUAAGAACAUCGCCCAACCAGGAGAGGUUCCCUGUGAUGUCUGCAACGAGCCAAAGCUCAAGGCCCACAAGACGUGCCUGGUGUGUUUGGCCUCGUACUGUGAGCCGCACCUGGAGUCCCACCAGAAGCUGAAGAAGCACAAACUGAUCGAUCCCGUGUCCAACCUGGAGGACAGGGUGUGCAAGAAGCACGGCAAGAUGCUGGAGCUGUUCUGCCGCACAGACCAACAGUGUGUCUGCACCAUGUGUUUGAACGACGACCACGCGGCGCAUGAGGCGGUCACCCUGGAGCGCGCCUUCAAAGACAGGAGAGUCACGUUGGAGAACGUGGCCUCAGAGAUGAAAAAGAAGGAGAAUGCUAAAUCAGCGAGGGUUGAGAAAAUGAAAUGCUCGGGGGAACAGAGCAGGAGAUUUGCCGUGGACGGAAUAAGAGAAAUCGUGCAAAUUUUAACAGCUCUCGUGGCCUCUGUGCAAAAAGGGCAGGGUGAGCUGGUUGAAGCGAUCGAGCAGAAGCAGAAAGAAGCCGAAAAAGAAGCUGCAGAUCAGAUAACUCUGCUGGAGCAAGAUCUUUCUGAUUUGAGAAGAAGAAGACGUGACACUGAGGAACUCCUACAGUCAGAAGACUACCUCUACCUGCUGCAGAACUGCCCAUCCACACUAACGCCUGAGAAUCUGACGGAGCCGCUCCCUGACUCCACCUUUCCACUGACACGAGACCUUCCUGAGGCCGGUCAGCAUCUCUAUCUAGAGAUGGUGAAAAAGUCCGUUGCUCAGAUUGAAGAGACGCUCAGUGGUGAGAUGGAGAUGCUGGUCCAAAAGGUUCGGUCAUCUGACUGCUGCGCCGCCCCUGAACAGUCUCAGGCAGCUGACAUGACAAAUAACUACUUCGUACCAGAGCUGUGGAGUCCGAUUCAGGACGAGCUGAUGAAGAUUCAACAAUGCGAUGCAGUGAGUGUGACUCUGGACCCCUACACGGCCAACCACAGGCUCACGGUGUCUGCCGAUGGAAAGAGACUGACCUGUGGUAGAAGUCAGCAGGCCUUCCCCUCUCUCUUUGCCAGGCCGUUUAAAUGCCAGCCUCUUGUCCUGGCAAAGGAGGGAUAUUCUUCAGGCAAGUUCUACUAUGAAGUCCGGGUCAGCAGCAGCAAAAGCUGGCUCCUGGGUGUGGUCAAAGAGUCCAUCAACAGAGACAUUAUCAACCCUCCCGAUAUCGAGGAUGGGGCGUGGACAUUUUGCAUACCGAACAACAUCUUUCUGAACCAAAUCCAAACCGUUGGGGUGUUUGUUGACUACGAGGAGGGGGAGGUCUCUUUCUAUGACGUGGAAGCCAGGUUCCGGAUGCUCCACAUCACAGGAGGCACGUUCAUGGAGACAACAACAGCUCUGAGAUCGUUUCUUUACUCCAUGGCUGGCGUUUCAACCAUUCACAGACCAAAGGUGUACCCUGUGUUUGGUAUCUAUGGUUGUAAUUAUGGAGAUAAUCUUGUUAUCACUCCUGUAAGCACAGCCUGAGCUGCAGCUGACCAGAGGAGACGUAACCUUAGGCCUUCUAUUAUUCAGUCCGAAUGUGUUCGUCCGUGUUAAACCGCUAGCAAAAAGCGUUGCAGCACCGUGGCAUUCAGAAAUUGACAAUUCCUUUCAGUCUGAUGUAAUUCAUUGUUUUUCUAGUAAAAUAACCCCAUUUGUAUGAGUGAGAAUUAUUUUCUGCAAUAUGCAUAUGUGACCACUAGAUGGCACUAGCGUUUAACAAAUGUCCCAUUCCGACACUGGACUGAGGUGGCUCAGAAACUGAAGGACAACAUCUAAAGACAAAUAAUGGAUGGACAUCAAAAAUAGCGUUUUCACAAAAUUAGAAUUGUUUUAUUGGGAUUUUACGUGUGUUAACAACGCAAAAUACUGAAAAACUGGAAAGAUGAAGAAAGAGCAGGAUUUUCUGCUUUUUAAAGAAUCUAAAAAUGAACUUAAAGUGUUUUUUUUUUAUUGUGACAGAACCCCCUUUUUCUAUGCAGAUAUAAGUGCAAGGCUUUCUGGGUGUGCCUCUUCCAGCUUUGCACAUCUAAACAUGUAUGUAUGCCCCUUCUUUUUUGGAAAUUAAAAAAUCUCAGUUAGAGGUGUACAUCUCAACGCAUCAGAUUUGUACUGUUACUGACCCAUUCAAAAAUGGUUUGAGCUAAUUGUAAGCCUUAUUAUUCUAGUUGUAGUUGUAUGUUCAGGGUCAUUGGUGAACUUCAACCCAAGUCUUAAUUGUUUGCAGUUCUUAAUUCCAGGAUCACCCUGUAUUUCGCUCUAUGUAUGUUUACCAUUAUUGCUGGGCCACUUCGCUGUCGCUGCUAAAGAAAGGGAUCCCUAUAGUAUGAUGCUGCCAGCCCUGUGUUUUCCUGUAAAGCUGCUGUGCUCAGCAUGAUGUAUGUUCAGUAUUAGUUUUCUGCAUCAUAUAAUGUUUUGCAUAUAGACGAAAGGAAAUGAUAUGGCCUGACGUCACCAAAGGAUAUCCUUGAACGUGUUUUGCUGUGUCCCUUAUAUAGUCUAUUCCAUUUUCUAACAAUAAAUUCAACAUUACUUGAUGGCAAAACUUGGGAUAUUGUUUUGGACUUUAACCCUGCUUCAAACAUCUCCACAUCUUUCUCUCUGACCCUGUGUCCGUUGGCCGCCAUGAUGCCUUUUUCACAAAACAGUUGGAUUUAUAAAGAGAUUACAUGACAUGCAGGUGUAAAUAUAGGUGAUUUCAGAUAGAAAUUGAUUUUAUUUAGGUGUAUCAGACCAAAUAGGGUUCAAUGUAAAUAGAUGCCGCACUUUACUGAUUUGUAUUUGUUAGAUGUUUAUAGCCAGGAUUACAGUGUGUUGGUCAGCAACAUAAAACCCAAAUCAAGCACAUUUAAGUUUGUUUUUCCUCUUUCUUUGUGUUUUGAUCAUUCCUUGUUGCCAUGUUCUUUAGAUCUUGUUUUAAACUCAAAGCUCAGUACCCAAAGUUUCAUUUUUUUUAUCGUGUUGAAAUUUGCGCAUGGCACAUACGCCACUUGAUGGACAAAUAAAGCAACGUUUCAAGUCUAC
This is a messenger RNA of Fundulus heteroclitus (mummichog), 3388 nucleotides long. Its product is annotated as E3 ubiquitin-protein ligase TRIM7-like. The record is from RefSeq and is a predicted model, not a curated record. Lineage: Eukaryota; Metazoa; Chordata; Actinopteri; Cyprinodontiformes; Fundulidae. Gene Ontology annotation, molecular function: zinc ion binding; protein binding. The transcript has 2 exons. Bases 77 to 1849 code for a protein of 590 amino acids.